AUGCUCUCCAACGAGAAGAUUGUGGCUUCACCGUCUGUGGCCGGGCCACCGACGGGUGAUUCGGUUCAAGAAAGCUCAUUGGCUGCAUCAACCCCAUGUGACACCGCCUCAGUGAGCACUGACGAUAUUCCAGUCGAUGACACCCGGACUGGUUCAUGGAAAGGGUGGGCAGAACUGGAGAACGAUCCGGUUAUCUUCAGCACUUUGUUACGAGAAUGGGGUGUUCCAAACGUCCAGGUUAACGAAGUGGUCCCACUAGAUAGUGUUUUCGAGUAUUCGCCGGAGAGCAUCUAUGGUUUGAUUUUUCUCUCUCGGUGGGCAGCGCCGGAGACAGAAAAUGCCACGAAAGAGCCUCCAGCAGGUGUCUGGUUUGCCAAUCAAACUCUAUCCAAUUCGUGUGCCACCAUCGCACUCAUGAACAUUGUCAACAACCAUGCAACGAUUAACCUGGGUGAGAAUUUGAAUGCUUUCAGAUCGAGUACAAUCGACAUGACGCCCAAGGACCGAGGCCUCGCUCUGGAUCAGUUCGACUUUGUCAGAGACGUGCAUAACUCUUUCGCCACUGAGUUCGACAAGAUGAACGUCGAUCUCCGACUUAAGCAAGACUUCACGUUGGUGGAGAGGAGAAGGAGAGCGGCCUCAUCCAAGCGCCCGCGCAAGAAACGCAAGGAAAAUGAGGAAGCUUUUGAGGAUGAGAGCGGUUUUCACUUUGUCGCCUACGUUCCAGCCGGGGGUGAUGUGUGGAGGAUGGACGGACUCGAAAGGCUGCCCCGUAAGCUGGGGUCCGUGAGCCAUGGAGACAGCUGGGUAGCGGUGGUUCUACCCGAGCUUCAAGCCCAGUUAGAGUCGGCUACGACCUAUGCCUUGGAGUACUCAUUGUUGUCACUGACCGCGAUGACCAAUGCUACCAGCUUAGAAGCAGACAAAGCGAAGAUGGGCAGGACGCGAGAGGAUUGGGGGCCAUUUCUCGCUCAGUUGGUGAAGAUACAUGCUGAAAAGGGUACCCUGAAGACGGCGCUUGUGUGA
Molecule: messenger RNA, 1026 nt
Organism: Cladophialophora carrionii CBS 160.54
Lineage: Eukaryota; Fungi; Ascomycota; Eurotiomycetes; Chaetothyriales; Herpotrichiellaceae
Exons: 3
Coding region: 1-1026 (341 amino acids)
Biological process (GO): protein deubiquitination; ubiquitin-dependent protein catabolic process
Cellular component (GO): cytoplasm
Molecular function (GO): cysteine-type deubiquitinase activity
Source: RefSeq, a predicted model, not a curated record